This is a messenger RNA of Neoarthrinium moseri, 2115 nucleotides long. RefSeq lists its product as uncharacterized. The transcript has 7 exons. The record is from RefSeq and is a predicted model, not a curated record. Gene Ontology annotation, cellular component: cytoplasm. Bases 1 to 2115 code for a protein of 704 amino acids. NCBI's taxonomy places the organism in Eukaryota, Fungi, Ascomycota, Sordariomycetes, Amphisphaeriales, Apiosporaceae. Gene Ontology annotation, molecular function: hydrolase activity, hydrolyzing O-glycosyl compounds; 1,4-alpha-glucan branching enzyme activity; cation binding. Gene Ontology annotation, biological process: glycogen biosynthetic process.
AUGGCCGCAGCAGUAGCAGAAGCUUCAGCAAACUCGCUGGCCCCUAACGGCACAGCUGGCGCAGCUCCAGGUGUUCCCGCCGAUGGCACUGGUGUCGUCCAGCUGGACCCGUGGUUGUCACCCUUCCAGGACUCCCUCAAGCGCAGAUAUACCAAGGCUCAAGAUUGGAUCAAGAAGCUCAACGAGACCGAGGGCGGAGUGGAGAAGUUCUCUCGGGGAACCGAGAUAUUCGGACUCAAUGUCGACAAGGACAACAACAUCGUGUAUAGAGAAUGGGCACCCAACGCCACCGAGGCAUAUCUUAUCGGAGACUUCAACGACUGGAACAGGGGCUCGCACCCGAUGAAGAAGAAUGACUUUGGGGUCUGGGAGAUCAUUCUGCCGGCUGUCAAUGGACAGCCUGCUAUCCAGCACAAGUCGAAGCUAAAGAUAUCCAUGACUACACCGACGGGCGAGCACAUUGACAGGCUGCCGGCUUGGAUCAAAUAUGUCACACAGGAUCUCUCCGUAUCCCCGGCGUACGAUGCCCGCUUCUGGAACCCCCCGGCGUCCGAGAAAUACACCUUCAAGCACCCGCGACCGAAGAAGCCGCUCAGUGCUCGGGUGUAUGAGGCGCACGUUGGCAUUUCCUCACCGGAGACGCGGGUCACAACUUUCAAGGAGUUCACCAAGAACAUGCUUCCCAGGAUUAAGCAUUUGGGCUACAAUGUGAUUCAGCUCAUGGCCAUCAUGGAACAUGCAUACUACGCGAGUUUCGGAUACCAGAUCAACAACUUCUUCGCUGCCAGCAGCCGAUACGGCACUCCUGAGGAUCUCAAAGAACUCAUUGAUACCGCUCACAGCCUUGGUUUGGUUGUGCUCUUGGAUGUAGUUCACAGUCACGCCUCCAAGAACGUGCUAGAUGGCCUCAACGAAUUUGAUGGUAGCGACCACCUCUACUUCCAUGAAGGCGCCAAGGGCCGACAUGAACUGUGGGACAGCAGGCUAUUCAACUACGGCAGCCAUGAAGUGCUGAGAUUUCUGCUCAGCAAUUUGCGGUUCUGGAUGGACGAGUAUCAGUUUGACGGUUUCCGAUUCGACGGUGUGACAAGCAUGCUGUACACCCAUCAUGGUAUUGGAACUGGAUUCUCUGGUGGGUAUCAUGAGUACUUUGGAGCGGGCGUCGACGAAGAAGCUGUGGUAUAUCUCAUGAUUGCCAACGAGAUGAUCCACACGCUGUACCCGGAAUCGAUUACCGUUGCGGAAGAUGUCUCGGGCAUGCCAGCAUUGUGCUUGCCGCUAUCCCUUGGCGGCGUUGGUUUCGAUUAUCGACUAGCCAUGGCAGUCCCUGAUAUGUGGAUCAAAAUCAUCAAGGAGCUCAAGGACGAGGAGUGGGAUAUGGCCAACAUCUGCUGGACCUUGACAAACCGGCGCCACGGCGAAAAGACUAUCGCCUACGCUGAGUCCCAUGACCAAGCUCUUGUGGGCGACAAGACUCUGAUGAUGCACCUUUGCGAUGCCGAGAUGUACACUAACAUGUCGGUUCUCUCCCCUUUGACUCCCGUCGUCGAUCGCGGCAUAGCACUGCACAAGAUGAUCCGACUUCUUACGCACGCCUUGGGCGGCGAGGGUUACCUGAACUUCGAGGGAAACGAGUUCGGUCACCCUGAGUGGCUUGACUUUCCACGGGAGGGAAACCAGAACUCCUUCUGGUAUGCCCGGCGCCAGCUGAACUUGACCGAGGACGAGUUGUUGCGCUACAAGGACCUAAACGAGUUUGACCGCCAGAUGAACUUGACUGAGAGCAAGUACGGAUGGUUACAUGCUGAGCAGGCAUACAUCAGCCUCAAGAACGAGAGUGACAAGGUGAUCGUCUUCGAGCGAGCAGGAGUCGUCUUCGUCUUCAACUUCCACCCCACCAACUCUUACUCGGAUUACCGCAUUGGCAUCGAAACUCCUGGCACCUACCGCGUGGUGUUGCAAACAGACAAGCAUGAGUUCGGCGGCCACAACCGGAUUGACGAAACCACAAGGUUCUUCACCACGCCCAUGGAGUGGAAUGGCCGCAAGAACUGGACCCAUAUCUACCUGCCUUCUCGGUCGGCUUUGGUCUUCGCUCUUGAAGAUACCCUCUAA